This is a messenger RNA of Diospyros lotus (date-plum), 2308 nucleotides long. Its product is annotated as protein CHUP1, chloroplastic. Gene Ontology annotation, cellular component: chloroplast outer membrane. Gene Ontology annotation, biological process: chloroplast organization. Bases 295 to 2100 code for a protein of 601 amino acids. The record is from RefSeq and is a predicted model, not a curated record. NCBI's taxonomy places the organism in Eukaryota, Viridiplantae, Streptophyta, Magnoliopsida, Ericales, Ebenaceae. The transcript has 6 exons.
UCAAAUUUCUCUCUCUAAAAGCUUCCAAACAGAUUCUCUCUCUCUCUCUCUGUAUGCAGAGAGGUCACUGAUAUACAACACAAACUCCAACUUGUUUCAGAGACCUUACUCUCUCUCACGGACAGACAGACAGACAUACAAGGACGUGUUUGGAGCCGUCAAUUUCUCUUCCCGGCCCCGCCCCCCUCUCUCUCUCUCUCUCUAUCUAUCUAUCGACAUUCUUGUCUCAAACCAAACACUGUAAAAACUCGGACGAAGGGAGGAGUGGAGUAGGGAUACAAAGAGAGAGCAACAAUGGUUGCUGGCAAGGUAAAAGUGGCGAUGGGACUUCAGAAGUCUCCUGCGAAUCCGAAGCCAAACUCGUCUCCGAAGCCUCCCUCGCCGUCGCCGAGCUCCGGCAAGGUUCCACAGAAAGGCGCCGUGUUUUCACGCUCGUUUGGCGUUUACUUCCCUCGCUCCUCCGCGCAGGUCCAGCCUCGGCCGCCGGACGUCGGCGAGCUGCUCCGCCUGGUAGAGGAGCUCCGAGAGAGCGAGUCACGGUUGAAGACGCAACUCCUCGAGCACAAGCUCCUCCGGGAAUCCGUUGCCAUUCUGCCGGUUCUCGAGAAGGAGAUUGCUGGAAAAGACGAGGAGAUUGAGCGCAGUUUGAAGAAGAUCGAGUGCUUGGAAGGAGAGAACGAGAGGUUGAGGCGCGAUUUGGAGGCUGUUCAUAGGACGAUAUUGGAGGAAAAGGAGGAACACGAGAAGAAAGUGAAGGCAAUGGAGGAGGAAAUCGUGGAGUUGAAGAGAGCAAUGAAGGGAGACGAGUUGACGUGUUCGCAAAGGUUUCAGGGGCUGAUCGACGCGUCGGUGAAGUCGAAUUUGAUGAAGAAUUUGAAGAAAGGAGUAAAAGCUUUCGAGAAUGGCGGAAAUCAGGAGAGUAACUGCAAGAACAGCGAGGCUGUGGAGGUUGAACGGCCGAGGCACUCUCGCUCUAAUUCCGAAGAAAUGGCAGAGACUUCGGAGCCUGCAACAUUGAGAUCUCGAGUGCCUAGGGUUCCGAAGCCUCCACCGAGGCCGUCUUCAUCGUCAUUGUCCUGUGCUGCGCCGGACAGUGCCUUGACAGAACAAUCGGCCCAUCCUCCUCCUCCUCCUCCUCUGCCGCCGCCGCCAAUGAAGGCAGUCCCUCCGCCUCCUCCACCGCCAAAAUCUGCGCCGGCCCCUCCGCCUCCGCCUCCACCGCCGCCGGCUAAGGGAUUGAAGGCUGUGCCUGCUAAGGUGAGGAGAGUCCCGGAGGUGGUGGAGUUCUACCACUCGCUUAUGCGGAGAGACUCGCGGCGAGAAUCCGGCUGUGGCGCUACUGACGCUCCGGCGGCCAACGCCCGCGACAUGAUCGGGGAAAUCGAAAACCGGUCCGCUUACUUGCUCGCUAUAAAGACAGAUGUAGAAACACAGGGUGAUUUCAUCAGGUUUUUGAUCAAAGAAGUUGAGAAUGCUGCCUUCGUAAACAUUGAAGAUGUGGUGCCAUUUGUCAAGUGGCUCGACGAAGAACUCUCCUACCUGGUCGAUGAAAGGGCUGUUCUGAAGCACUUCGAUUGGCCGGAGCAGAAGGCUGAUGCCUUACGUGAAGCUGCAUUUGGAUAUUGUGAUCUCAAGAAACUAGAAUCUGAGGCAUCUUUGUUUAGGGAUGAUCCCCGCCAGCCUUGUGCUCCUGCUCUCAAGAAAAUGCAGGGCUUUUUUGAAAAAUUAGAGCAUGGUGUUUACAACCUCUCUCGAAUUAGAGAAUCAGCUACUAAGCGAUACAGUUUGUAUCAUAUUCCAACAGAUUGGAUGCUUGAUACUGGAUAUCUAAGUCAGAUCAAGCUGGCAUCUGUCAAAUUAGCCAUGAAGUACAUGAAGAGAGUAUCUGCAGAGCUUGAACUAGUUGGUGGUGGACCUGAAGAAGAAGAGCUGAUAGUUCAAGGUGUAAGAUUUGCCUUCCGAGUUCAUCAGUUUGCCGGCGGGUUUGAUGUGGAGACGAUGAAAGCAUUCCAAGAGCUGAGAGACAAAGCUCGGUUGUGCCAUAUUCAGUACCAAAACCAGCAACAACAGAAAUUUGUGUGUAGAUCCGCUGCUUGCUGAAUCUGUAGCAAACUCUGCUUCAGAACUGCUUCCACAGCCUGUGUUGUAAAGAGAGAGUGAACCCUCAUCAAGUAAUGGCUGCAGCCAUUUUUUCGCAUUGAAAUUUAUUCAUGAGUCCAUAAUUAUUUUGACACAAGAAUGCCUCUCAUUUUUGCCCUAUUUAUAAAUUUCCUGAUUGAAUUAAAAAAUAAAAAAGAAGAUACCAGUG